UCCGCCAUGUUUUCCUUCCAUCCAGUGGGCUCAGUUUCCACCAUAGGUUUCUCGUCAAAAUUGAUGCUCGCACUUAAAAAACCAGUUUGACGACAGUAAACCGGAAUGACUAGCCCAAGAGUUGGGGCUACGGCGACUUCAAAGGCUAAAGCAGAUGUGUGCAGAGCCUCCUUUUCCGUCUCCUAUCCGCUCAAAAAAGCGAUAAAAGAGGCUCUGCUCGCAGGGUGACGAAAAGCGUGAUGCCGUAUUAUUUCACACGGCGCGCACGUGUCGGAAAUGGUCCAGGAGCUUCUAGAAGCUUCUAGAAGCUUCCCGAAAUACACUUGCUGAAUUCGUUACUUCCAAAAUUGCUGACGGAACAGAUCUUUUUAUAGUAAAACCUGUUCACGCUGUAUAUUGUGGUCGGCAGCCAUGCGACUCUCUAGGAAAGACUUCUCCAACGCUUUGAUUUGCGUUUUCCAACUUAGCCUAGAAGUUGCUGUGUUAAGCGCUUCGCAAGUCUACAAGUGUACCAUUGGAGACACAGCGAAGAUUUUAUGGCUCAGAUCAGAACGGGAACACCUCAAAGAGUUCAGGCAGUAUCGUGCGUGGAAGGAAGAAAUUCCUUUCGCCAUUAUCAACAACGGGACUCAGAACGCUAGAUGCUUGGAUGAUAUUUUGAAAACAUUUUGUCUAACAAAGGUACAAUUCCAAGAAUGGAACGAAACCCAUCUGUUAUUGACAAUAAAAAACACCAAUUAUGACGACAGUGGAGAUUAUAGUGUGGAGCAUGUGUUUAAAGGACUGGAAGACAAUCAUAAAGACACAGUGUCUUUGAAAAUACAAGCAAAACCUACGGACAUCAUUUCCAGUCAUCGUAAUUCAACCAAAGAUAACAGAACUAUUGAUCAUUCCUCGACGACCGCUGGGCCUGCAGCAAUUUCUUCUGGACGACGUGUUUCAUUAACCCGUUCGGUGCUGCUAAUAGCUCUUCUUCUUCUCUCUCUAUUGUAGCUAUCAAACUGAAUCACUUCAAGGGGUAGCUGAACUCAAAUAUAUGCUAUUAGAUUUUAACGGAAAAUUUUUUUUACGAUCAUGACUGUUCUUGAUAGAAAACAAAUUGCUUCCCACGUUAGCUUAAGGCUCAAUGAAUAAAUUUACUACCCUGAUAACAGUCAUGAUCGACCAUGCGUGGGUUGAGAAGGUAAUUUAAACAUAUGUAUUGUUAAUCCAUGAUGUUCUCCGAACGUGUUUGCUAUGGUGAGAAUGUGUUUUGUAUUUGUAGUAAUUCUGGUCUCCAUCCCAACUGAGUUAGUGUCCUCUUUUUUCACUGACGUCUGCUUCGCAAACUCGCUACGACGGGCGACUAAUUUUAAUAUACUCAGCUUUUUGUUUAUAUGUAUAUUUCACAGAUUUCCCUUUAUUUGUCUAAAUAAUCCAAGCAUAAUAGUGUCUUAAAGAUGGCAUCCAUGCAGUAAACAAAGCCAAUCCAACCGGACAAACAGUACAGGAGAGUAGAAACCUGAGGCGAGUAGCUCUGACAAUAAGGAAGUCACUGAUCAUUAGACAGCUAAACAGUACGUAGAUGGACAAGUGAGGGAGCAAACGGGUGCUAAGUAUAUGGCGUACCCGCUAUGUUACCAUUUACACUUCUCGCGAGUAUAAAUCUGAGGCUAUAUUCACAUUUGUAAAAUAACAUUGAAGGUGUACUGUACCAAAGCUAGAAAUGACGACAUCACACCAUCUUCACGACACUAAGGCUUGGAUUGAUAAUGAUAAAAAUAAUAUAUUUUUGUCAUAUAUUUAUAAUGUAAGUUGUCUGUCUGAGUAUCGGGUCUAUGACUUUCACGGACCAUCCUUAUGGCAUUUCUGUUUUUGUUAAUUUGUUUUCAUUAAAUUUUAAUAAAUAAAUAUAUAAUUUAAUAAAUAGA
This is a messenger RNA of Orbicella faveolata, 1910 nucleotides long. RefSeq lists its product as uncharacterized. NCBI's taxonomy places the organism in Eukaryota, Metazoa, Cnidaria, Anthozoa, Scleractinia, Merulinidae. The record is from RefSeq and is a predicted model, not a curated record.